CGACGCCAUGAAGCCACAACCUCUCGACGAUGAGGCCCAGCUGCAGGCACUCGGCCACAAGGGCGAAUUGAAGCGCAACUUUAGUCUCCUGUCCAUGCUGGGACUGGCCUUUGCCAUCUUGAACUCAUGGACAGCCCUCUCCACCUCGCUUGGCCUUGCUCUGCCAUCGGGCGGGUCAACUAGUGUCAUCUGGGGACUCUUCACAGCCGGUAUCUGCAACUUGGCCUUGGCUGCAUCGCUCGCCGAGUUCCUAUCCGCAUACCCCACAGCCGGUGGACAAUAUCACUGGGUUGCCGUCAUUACCCCGAAGAAAUGGGUCCCGCUCGCAUCCUUCAUCACGGGCUGGAUCAACGUGUCGGGCUGGAUUGCCUUGACCACGUCUGGAGGACUGCUUGCGUCACAGCUCAUUUCUGGGCUCGUCGCGCUCUACCAUCCGGAGUUCACUUUGCAUCCAUGGCAGGUCUGGCUCAUCUAUGUGGCAUGGACGCUUAUCGCGUUCGUCAUCAAUGCCUUUAUGAACAGCUUGCUACCCUAUGUCAAUCGCACCGCAUUCAUCUGGUCCAUUGGUGGAUUCAUCAUCAUCUGUAUCACGGUGCUCGCUUGCGCAUCCCCCAACUACACGUCCGGCGAUUUCGUCUUUACCCAAUUCAUCAACAAGACGGACUGGCCAGAUGGCAUCGCCUGGCUUCUUGGAUUGCUUCAGGGCGGCUUUGGCUUGACUGGCUACGAUGCCGUUGCCCACAUGAUUGAGGAGAUUCCCAACGCCUCGGUCGAAGGCCCCAAGAUUAUGAUCUACUGUGUCGCCAUUGGCACUUCCACCGGCUUCAUUUUCCUCAUGGUUCUGCUAUUCGUCUCCGGAGGCGAUACCGAUGCCAUCAUUUCAGCAGCACCUGGCCCGCUCCUGCAGAUCCUUGUCAACGCGACCAAGAGCCGAGCCGGGGCUACAUGUCUGUUGAUGUUUCCCCUGGUCUGCGUCUUCUUUGCAGAGACUGCCAUCAUGACUACCUCGAGUCGGAUGACUUAUGCAUUUGCGCGCGACGGCGGACUGCCCUUUUCCAAGUUCUUUGCAAAGGUGCAUCCACGACUGGGGCAGCCACUGAAUGCGCUCAUCUUGGCCGCCACCCUGACGAUUCUCUUCGGAUUGAUCUUGAUUGGUUCCAGCAGUGCCUUUAGUGCGCUCAUCUCCGCCUCGGUUGUGGCUUUGGGCGUGAGCUACGCCAUCCCUGUUGCCAUCAACCUCUGUCGCGGCAGAAGUAUGCUAGGCGAGAGGUCCUUUGUCUUGCCAAAGCCCCUUGGCUGGGCAGCAAACCUACUGGGCGUCGCAUAUACCAUUGUCACUACGGUCCUAUUCCUGUUUCCGCCCGGGUUGCCCGUAACGUCCUCAAACAUGAAUUACUGUGUCGUUGCCUUUGGUAUUAUCCUUUUCAUCAGCACCUUCCAAUGGUUCGUCGACGGCCGCAAGAACUUUACAGGACCAAGAACGGACAUGGGGCUUGAAGUGUUGGAGGCUAUGAAGAGCCAGGAGCAGGAUAUCGCCGAAUCCAACAACUCCAAGGCCGCUGGCAAUGAGGUGGAUGCGGAAAUGUUGAAAUGAUCGACCUCACCACUCGCAACUUGGAGGAACUGUACUGCCGGCGGGUCUGCCUAUUCUUGUUUGGUCGCGCCCGCCAGUCGUUUGACAAAGACCAUGUAGACUAGUCCAGCCUUUUGCUGGUGAAACCAUGUACAUUAUGUGACAUCACCUCAAUCUUACCAAUUCACUUGCCUC
This is a messenger RNA of Exserohilum turcica Et28A, 1768 nucleotides long. RefSeq lists its product as uncharacterized. Gene Ontology annotation, biological process: transmembrane transport. Gene Ontology annotation, molecular function: transmembrane transporter activity. The coding region runs from base 8 to 1594 and encodes 528 amino acids. Gene Ontology annotation, cellular component: membrane. NCBI's taxonomy places the organism in Eukaryota, Fungi, Ascomycota, Dothideomycetes, Pleosporales, Pleosporaceae. The record is from RefSeq and is a predicted model, not a curated record. The transcript has 4 exons.